This is a messenger RNA of Amorphotheca resinae ATCC 22711, 378 nucleotides long. RefSeq lists its product as hypothetical. The record is from RefSeq and is a predicted model, not a curated record. Lineage: Eukaryota; Fungi; Ascomycota; Leotiomycetes; Helotiales; Amorphothecaceae. The coding region runs from base 132 to 353 and encodes 73 amino acids. The transcript has a single exon.
UGGAAGAGAAUACCCGCCGCUGUGUGGAUCAUAUGAAAACUGUUUCUUUUGACUAUGGGUUUCAAAACUGUAUUUCCAGCUGGCCGUAAAAUACCCUCGUUUAUGCUACCAAGAAACGUUGCAUCGUUAUUAUGCUCACUCUUUCCUUAGAUCUAAGAACUAUCCUUCUAAUCGUUCGGUUGGCCAACUCUCACCCGCUCCGGUUAAUCACCGUAUUGGGAGAGAGGGCUGAACUACCUUACGUUCUCUCGCAACCCACGCAAGCCCGCCCAUUAACGUACAAUUCCUACGUGCUUUCGUCCACAUCAUACACCAAAUCCAUUACCUGGCACAUCAUAAUCUUUGUUUUCUAGCUCAAUAUAACUCGAGAAACAGGAA